Messenger RNA from Lingula anatina, 2960 nucleotides. RefSeq names its product dual serine/threonine and tyrosine protein kinase. Gene Ontology annotation, molecular function: protein kinase activity; ATP binding. Gene Ontology annotation, biological process: positive regulation of ERK1 and ERK2 cascade; protein phosphorylation; cellular response to fibroblast growth factor stimulus. Lineage: Eukaryota; Metazoa; Brachiopoda; Lingulata; Lingulida; Lingulidae. Gene Ontology annotation, cellular component: cytoplasm. The record is from RefSeq and is a predicted model, not a curated record.
GCAGUAAGACGGUUGUCUGCCACCUCGCUUUGUGUGCAAAAGUCUCCAGCGAGACAACAUGGCGGCGUCCAUCGCAGGGAAAGGUCUAGAAACAAAUGACACAGUUUAUGACGACUUUUCUGAUGCAUUUUCAGUUGUUCAGAAAGAGUUAAAUCAUCUGAAAUUUUGCUAUGAUAAUACUGUGUAUCAAAUUGAGAAAUUCGUGAAAACUUGUCCUCAUGUCAAUAUUGAACAAUUCCUUCCUAAAGACACACAGGAACGUGUUCAACGGGUCAUCACGACGCAGCCGGCAAUCAUUGUGAUCGGACAGUCAAACUGUGGAAAAAGCAGUUUAAUAAAUGAAAUUCUACGAGGUUCUAUUCUCCCAACCGCAGAGGUACCGUGCACUUCGAAAAUUGUUCGACUGAAACACAGCCGUGAGCCAUACUUUCAAGAAUUAGACAAAGAUGGUAACUGUAUUGAAGGAAAACCGAAGGAGACGCUAACUAAAAAGUUAAAGGUACCUCGAUCAGUUGUUGCUGUACCGGGAGCAGAGCGGAAUGACAAGAGUAAAGUUGAAGGUGUUGUGGAAGUGGGGUUUGAUCACCCCCUGCUGGAAAAGGGCAUUUCUAUCGUUGAUGCACCUGGAUUCAGUGAAAAUGCUACCUUGGAUUCUCUUGGACAGAAAGAAAAUAAACGAACUCCGGAAGAAAGUACCAAGAGCUACCAUAUUUUAUGUUUGCAACAAAGUUGAAGUAAAUGAAAAGGCGCUUAGAAUGGAUCAAACAGCCGAGGAAGCUGAUUUGCCGAGAGAAACCCCUGAUAAAGCAGCAAUGACAUUCAAAGCAUUGGCUCACAGUGGUCUACUGGACAGCGAAACCAAUACCGACGACAAUCCGUUUUUUGCUGCGGUGUCGGUGAAAGAUGUUCAUCGAUCGAGAAAGAGAGGUCAAAAUGACGAACGUUUUCAACAAUUCAAAAUUAAGUUUUUGAAACUGGCAGUACAGACUAUGCACAGCCACACAAUUGAUGCUCUAUUGUCCGUGGUAGACAUGCAUAACGUUCUUUUCUACGGUAUGUGUGGCUCACCAACUCAAAGGGCAUUACUCUCGCAUUUCAUGGCCGAGCUAAAAAAGCACUCCUUUGAAUUCUUCGACAAAACAAAGAAAGCCAUUAAGAUACGCAAGUCAGUGCUCGUGCAUGUGGUCAAGAAAACAUUGGCUGACAAUAAACAUGACAUUAUUCGCGACGCGAUGAAUAUGAAUUUUUUGCCCAUAGUUGGUGAUACAGUCAGGAGAAAUGAAAUCAUCCUUCAGUGCAGGGAGCAAAUAGAAGAUCACAUCGUCAUAAAAUGUGACACACUGAUAAGAGCAAAAAUGGCAGCCACAUUCGAUGAGAUAAACAAAAUCUGUCAAAGAGAUCUUCGGGAUGUAUUAGUUCACAUACGUGACGCAUUAGGUUACAGCAUUUGGCACGAUAUAAUGGGGUUUCAACAGAGCAUUCUUACCUGUCUCAACUUUACGGAUAGAAAUGUUCUGGUUUUAACCGAAACAAUGUUUGAUAAACUUAAAGAAAACGCGUUGACAUUUCUAGAAUAUAUGCAAGGGUUGAAAGUCACCAAAGAGUGGAAAACCAAAGUAGCAGAAAACAUUUUUUCACUUAUAGACCCAAGCGAAACUGCAAAUGGUACGGUGAACCUAAUGAAAAGGAGAGUGGCUAGCGCACGAGAACAUUUCGAGCAAACCCUAAAAAACAUGGACAGUGCCACAUCAGCCAUAGGCAAAUUGAGCCCUCAAGAGCAAAGGUCACUCGAAAAGGUGUCCCCUAUUGUUGCACAGAACAGCUGCAUGGCUAUGGCUCUUCUGAAUAACAAUUUAUAUGGUCUUCUAGAGUUUGGGGAGACUCAAAGCACCUCAGAUAAAAGCCAAGUUAGACUGGUGACCAACCCUGCUCAACUUGUAGGAAGAUAUGGAGAGUUCGCAUAUGUGGGGAAGAUGGUCCAAGCAACUGAUCUUCAUCUUCUUCCACCAAACGUGGCAAUGGGUUUUCUCACUGCAAGGCUGUUACCUCACAAUGCAAACGUCCUUCACUAUCUGGACGUGGUGAUAACUACUGAGUUCCAACCUGUUCUGAUAAGACAAAGAUACACCAUCAACUUAAUGGAUGCAGUGCAGACAACCAAGUGCAUACAAGAGAAAGAGCGCAAAAGAAUACUAAAUGAUGUCAUUCAGGGCUUGGAGCAUGUUCUGUAUUUUGCAGUAGAGAUAGAUCUGAAACCUACCCAUGUGGUCACCUGCUCGCAAAAAGAUGCCCGUGAAAGACAAUGGAAAAUCCUGCUAGGUCCCCGCGAAACCAGUAACGUGUAUCCCAACGGCUACCAUCCUUUUCAUCUCCCCCCAGAGGCAUUUGACAAAAGCAGCGUAGGUUUUGGUGAACAUCAGUACGUCUACAGUCUAGGCAUUCUCCUUUGGUUGCUGUUUAAUCCUGAGUAUGCGUGGCCAGAAUUCGCCAGACCAGAGACUUCCCGGGAUGAUUUUAUUCUAGCCGUGGAUGAAGGAAACAAACGCCCCGACGCUACCAAAUGUUCUCCCGCAGCUCAAAAACUGUUCGAACGCUGUUGGAAUGCGGACCAGACAAGAAGGCCAAAUAUCAAGACAUUUAUAAAGGAACUAACCAAAAUAUCAUAAUCUGUAAUGGUUCAUUGACAUAAAUGCUUUCUACGAAUUUUGCGAAUGAAUAAGCUCUGUCUCUGUAACGUUGAUGAUCCAAUACGAGUUACCUCAUCAGUGAUUGAAAAUGCAUGCCAGUAUAGUGCGAAUUAAAUGUUCAUUUUAAGCGGAUGUGUUUAUUUUAAACUUUUUUAAUAGUCCAUGGGCCAAAUACGGAAACCCUCCCCCCCCUUAGUGAUAUUCAUUCACUAUGUUUUUCUGAUAGCUUAUGUCCUGAGUUUAGAUUUUCCGCUUGUUUGCCAUUAAACUGGU